AUGGAGCCUUAUUUAGGUUCAACUGGUGGCUCAAGUGAAAACGUUCAUGAUCCUGGCCAGUUCACUACUACACUGACCGUUGCUCCCUCCACGAAAAAGCCUAUGGCUUAUUUUGAUUUUGCUCAAACUGACUACGAAUGCUUCGAAGCUCUAGUCAACUUUGCUUAUACUUCCUACCUCGAAAUCAGCUCGAAAAAAGUUGCUGAACUGUACAAAACUGCUUUUGCUCUUCAAAUGACACCUGUUGUAAAAGCUUGCGCGAAUUUUCUUGCCGAUAACCUUAAUCUCAAAAACUGCAUAGGAAUUCGACGUCAAGCUAAUUUCAACAAUGAUGUUUAUUUAAUGGGAAAAGUUGAUGCAUUCAUACAAGAGAAUUUUCCAAAGAUUGUGGAUGAUAGUGUGGAAUUUACGCAGCUACCUUGCAUUAGGACAAGAAUCAUCGUACCGGCGGAGGAUGGCCGACCUGUCGAAAGAGUUUCCAUUGAAAGAGGAACGAGUAUCGCCCAAAGUACCCUUGACUAUUUCAAUAGGCUACCUCAUGAAAGAAUAGAACAUUCAAUAGAGACGCUAAUUCACAAGAUAGGAGCUUCAGUACUUAUUGUUGAGAUUUUUCGUUUUGAUGCACUUGUGAAAGUGUAA
Cylicostephanus goldi is the source of this 639-nucleotide messenger RNA. Lineage: Eukaryota; Metazoa; Nematoda; Chromadorea; Rhabditida; Strongylidae. The record is from the annotation of a GenBank genome assembly.